CCCAUGCUCCUCCCUGGAGUAAAACUGGGUUAUAAAGUGUUCAGUGGAUGUGGGACUGACAACCUGAUUCGAGCAGCGGUUGAGGCUGUGACUGAAACUGGCUCACGGGUCUGCAGUAGUGGGAGUCUGGCCGUUUUAGGUCACUCAUCCUCCAGCGUGAGUGACGGCAUUAACACCAUAAUAGGCGCUCUAUCUGUACCACAGGUGAUAAGAAUAUACUCAGCUCUUUUUAAAUGUAUGCACCUUUUUUGUCUUAAUGUGUUUUUAUUUUAUUUUUUCAAAGCUGAGUCACUUUUCUACAUGUGCCUGUUUAAGCGACAAAAAGCGAUACCCAACGUUCUUCAGAACCGUUCCAAGUGACAGCUUUCAAAGCACAGCUCUCGUGCAGCUCAUGAAAUUCUUUGACUGGCGCUGGGUGGGGAUCAUAUAUUCCUUCGGAACAUAUACAGAAGAAGGUACAGCGGCCUUUGUUAAGAAGGCAAAGAAGAUGGGAAUAUGUGUGGAGUUCAGCCUGAUGUUCUCUCAGACAUCUCAGAGAAGUUUUGAAGUUCUAGUGGAAACGCUGUCGAACUCCUCGUCAAGUGUGGUGCUGCUGUUAAUGCCCUCAUACGACGUCAGAUCCUUUUUGUCAGAAAUGGAGAACUAUAAAAUAACUGGAAAGCAGUGGGUUGGCAGUGAAGUUUGGGUAACACAGAAAGACCUAUUUUCUGUUGGGAGAAAGCACAUCUUACAGGGAGUGGUGGGCUUUGCCCUUCCUGAUGCACCUAUACAAGGACUUGGUGAAUUCUUGCUGAGCCUAAAACCAUCAGAUGAACCUCAAAGUGCUAUAAUUAGAAAGUUUUGGGAGAAGGUCUUUAAAUGCAGCUUCUCUUCAUCCCAAACCUCUAAUGUCUGUACUGGUGCAGAAGAUCUACGGAGAGUUUCUACUGUAUACACUGAUGUGACAUUCAGAGUGGAGAAUAAUGUAUACCAAGCUGUGUACGCUGUUGCACAUGCCCUGGAUGCACUACUGCAGUGUCAAAACGGCUUAAAUCCUUCCACAGGAAAGCCAUGUGUGACCAAGAAUGACGUCCAACCUAAAUUAGUGUGGGAAAACUUAAAACACGUGAACUUCAUAACAAAAAAUGGGCUCAAAGUUUUCUUUGAUGAAAAUGGUGACUCGGUGGCCCUUUAUGACCUUGUCAACUGGCAGAUUGAAGAUGACGGCUCUGUUCAUAUAAUACAGAUUGGUGAAUUUGAUGAUUCUCUACAAGAAGGCGGGGGAUUAAAACUAAAAGAAGACACAAAGAUAGUUUGGGGUGGCAACAGCCAUCAGGUGCCAAAGUCUGUUUGCAGAGAACCGUGUCCACCAGGGACGCGGAAAGCUCUCAAUAGAAAUAAACCUGUAUGCUGCUUCGAUUGCAUUGAGUGCCCUGAAGGGACAGUUAGUAAUAAGACAGAUUCCAUUGACUGUUUCAUCUGUCCGCCCGAAUUUUGGCCAAAUGAAAACAAAGACAAAUGUCUUCCAAAAUGUACCGAAUACCUUUCCCACCAUGAGCUCAUGGGGUCACUUCUGACUGGAUUGAGCACCGUUGGUGUGUUGUUGUCCCUUUUGAUAUCAAUAAUGUUUUUUACUCAUAAGGAAACCCCCAUUGUACGAGCAAAUAACUCUGAGUUGAGCUUUCUGCUUUUGUUUUCAUUAAAACUAUGCUUCCUGUGCUCCCUGACCUUCAUCGGUCGACCCACUCAGUGGUCCUGCAUGCUGCGUCACACGGCAUUCAGCAUCACCUUUGUCCUCUGUAUCUCCUGUGUUCUGGGGAAAACAAUGGUGGUCCUAAUGGCCUUCAAGGCAAGACUUCCAGGCAGAAAUGUGAUGAAAUGGUUUGGACCGGCACAGCAGAAGCUGUGCAUUCUUAUUUUAACCCUCAUACAAGUUGUGAUCUGUACUCUUUGGCUAACAAUUAACCCCCCAUUCCCACAAUUGAAUAUGCAUUACUAUAAAGACAAAAUCAUUUUAGAGUGCAAUCCUGGUUCUGCUGUUGGAUUCUGGGCUGUUCUAGGUUAUAUUGGACUUCUUGCUGUUUUGUGUUUUAUUCUUGCCUUUUUGGCUAGAAAGCUGCCAGACAGCUUUAAUGAAGCCAAACUGAUCACAUUCAGCAUGCUGAUAUUCUGUGCAGUGUGGAUCACCUUCAUCCCAGUCUACGUCAGCUCUCCUGGCAAAUUCACAGUGGCUGUAGAGAUAUUUGCUAUUCUGGCCUCCAGCUUCGGCCUGUUGCUUUGCAUUUUUGCUCCUAAAUGCUACAUUGUUAUUCUGAAGCCCGACCAAAACUCAAAAAAACAUUUACUGGGAAAAAUGCCACCAAGUACAAUGUAAUCUGUAUCUCCAAACUGAUCCUAUGGUGGAAGGAAAUCUUUACAGCAUAAUUUGUCAAAUAAUUAAUUUUUUUAAUAGCAUUUUGUG
This is a messenger RNA of Nothobranchius furzeri (turquoise killifish), 2440 nucleotides long. The record is from RefSeq and is a predicted model, not a curated record. Lineage: Eukaryota; Metazoa; Chordata; Actinopteri; Cyprinodontiformes; Nothobranchiidae.